This is a messenger RNA of Dothidotthia symphoricarpi CBS 119687, 465 nucleotides long. RefSeq lists its product as uncharacterized. NCBI's taxonomy places the organism in Eukaryota, Fungi, Ascomycota, Dothideomycetes, Pleosporales, Dothidotthiaceae. The record is from RefSeq and is a predicted model, not a curated record. The transcript is spliced from 2 exons. The coding region runs from base 1 to 465 and encodes 154 amino acids.
AUGUCCAACCUAGUCACACUCACAGCACUUAGUCCACGCGAAGCCGUCGCAGAUGCUCUCUACCGCUGCGCCCUCGGUAUCGACAGCAACAAUCGGGACAUGUUCGAGUCAGGGUGUUUGAAGGAUGAGAGCAUGAGUCUUGUCGUUGGCCCAAGUACUAUCGAGGGCUGGACUGCAAUUAACGAAUUAUUUUCCAAGGUCUUCGUCCUGAUCACCACGCAUAUUAUCAGCAAUAUCCGCAUUGAGCUCAAGGACGGCGCGGACACGGCAUCCAUGACUGCGAACGCGCUCGCGUAUCAUGUUCGACCGGACGAUGCACUCAAGCCGGAGGACACGUCGUACACGUCGUCGUGCAUGUACUUCAUAGAUCUUGUCAAGGAUGGCAACGAUGGCUUGUGGAAGAUCAAGAAGUGGGAGAUAAAGAUUCAGUGGACUACGGGUGAUAUUGCGGUUCUUCAUGGUUGA